Messenger RNA from Cyprinodon tularosa, 1740 nucleotides. It is a transcript of the gene hoxa10b, whose product is annotated as homeobox A10b. The record is from RefSeq and is a predicted model, not a curated record. The transcript is spliced from 2 exons. Gene Ontology annotation, cellular component: nucleus. Gene Ontology annotation, molecular function: RNA polymerase II cis-regulatory region sequence-specific DNA binding; DNA-binding transcription factor activity, RNA polymerase II-specific. Gene Ontology annotation, biological process: regulation of transcription by RNA polymerase II. NCBI's taxonomy places the organism in Eukaryota, Metazoa, Chordata, Actinopteri, Cyprinodontiformes, Cyprinodontidae. The coding region runs from base 360 to 1397 and encodes 345 amino acids.
UCCAACCCUUCAUUUUUACUGUGCUGUAAAAGCGAUUGUAAAACGACAAUGCGCACAGUUGCUGGGGACAGCUCUCAGCAACUAACUUGUUAAAGUGAGGCCGCUGGAGGGAUCGCAGUUCUCGGGAAAUUAUCCCCAAGUAAAUUCGACGUGUUCCUUUUUUAACAAAACGGGGCUAAAAUGCAGCACCUUUUUAUAAGAGUUUUUUCUUUACUUGGUCUGAAAGAAAAUAUACGACAUAUUAGAGUUGGCUGCUCUGUCUGGGAGGAGUCUGCAGUCGGCUGGUGUUUUAAUUGGCUGCAGACUUCAGUGAGAAGCGUGAGUAUCAGUAAUUAUUCAGCAAUGUUUUUGCACAAGAAAUGUCAGCCAGAGAAGGCCAUCUUCAUCCGCCGCCACAUAACAGCGCGACGAUGUCAUGUUCCCACAACCAGGCUGGAAACUCUUUCUUUGUGGACUCCUUAAUCAACGUGAGAACCGACGGCGCUCCUUAUUACCAAAGCAGCGGGCUUUAUUUGCCAGCAGCCUCGGAAUAUUCAUAUGGCUCCUGUUUCCCAGCCGUCGGGAAGCGCAGCGAGCCAACGACCCAAAGUAUGAUCCCGUCCUCGGUUCCGUAUGUUCAGGGGAUGGAACCGUGGCUGGAAACGUCCAGGUCCUGCCGGGUGGAUCAGCCCUGCAGCGGCCAGCACUUGGCUCAGUGUUCCUUCUCGCCGAGCAUAAAGGAGGAGAGCGCCUGCUGCCUUUAUGAGUCAGAAAAAAUGCCUAAAGGAGCGACAGCUGAAGACACAUCCUACUCCACCACCUCCUGCCCCGGUAGCACCGUCCCAGUCCCGGGCUACUUCCGUCUGUCUCAGACAUAUGCGUCCUCCAGGCUCCACCACGAUGUUCAGCCGGACAUGAAUCACUUCAGUCUGCAGCGAGCCAGCCGCUUUGAAGGCCAGCCCCCCCAGCCGCAGUCCAUCUCCGCGGAGCCGGAUCGCGGGGAGAUUAACGAGGAGGCGCCUGUUCCUGCACCGUGCGCCCCGAGCAGGGAGGAGGAGGACAGCCGCCUCUCCUCGGAGAGCUCAUCUUCCACGGAUCCCGCCGAUGCGUGCAGCGCAGAGUGUCGAGACAAGUCCGUAAAAGGAGAUGGGAAGACAGAAAGCACGGCCAACUGGCUGACAGCAAAGAGCGGCAGGAAGAAGCGCUGCCCUUACACCAAGCACCAGACUCUGGAGCUGGAGAAAGAGUUUCUCUUCAACAUGUACUUGACUCGGGAGCGUCGCCUCGAGAUCAGCCGCAGCGUGCACCUCACCGACAGGCAAGUUAAAAUCUGGUUCCAGAACCGGAGGAUGAAACUGAAAAAGAUGAGCCGCGAGAACAGGAUCCGGGAGCUUUCCAGCAACUUUGGGUUUUCGUGAGACUUUGAUGAGAAACAUCCUUCUCCUCCUACUCCUCCUCUUCUCCUUUCUUCCCUCUCCUCCACCCAAACUCUGGAAACUAACUUAUUGAUCAGAGCUGUUCUUGUCGUGGAUUUGUAUUUAUAUACCGCCACCUUUCCAUCCAUCCAGUUGUCCCGGCUUGUACAUACACUCAAUCUGAGUGAUCCAUUGGAUUUUGCAUGCUGGACUUACCACUGCCUCAUUUGUGUUACAGUUACAUGUAGACCUUAAUGUGAAAGCUGAAAAAAAGAAAAGGUCUUGAAAAUAUUUGCACAUUUAGCUGCUCUAAUGAAUAAAAAACAAUGUAGCCGCAGACAUAUUA